CCAUGCUUAACACUUUAACCAGCAACUAGUGACUGAUCAUGUUGAAAAUCGUUGUAAUAUUAUCUUGAUGAUUGUUUGUCAUAAGUGCACACGCACAUCAGAAUAUCAGCUACCGAACAUCUCCUGUCUUAAAUCAUCAAUGUCGAAACACGUGCAUUAAUGAAAUUUUUGAGAAUUUACCAUGGAUACGAACGAUGCAGACGAGAAAGUUAUCAUGACAGGCGGUUCUUUUGCAAAUGAAGACACAUCUUUAGUGGUAUCAACACAACCAAAAACUAUUUCCAGAAGGGAGAGUGAAGCCCGGAAUAAAUCGGCUUUCAAUGGACCAUUUGAUGACGCUCAUUGUGAAAGAAAUUGGUCGUCUGGAAUAUGUGCUUGCGGUAAAGACGAAAAAAGAAGCGGUUGUUGUUAUUUAUGUUGCUGGCCUUAUUUUAAAUACAUGAUUGCAACAAGAUUAGGAGAAACACCAUUUAUGGCUUUAAUUCCAUGUGCAGCAUUUGCUUUAAGAAUCAAAGUUAGAACUUUGUUUGGAAUCAAGGGUUCCCUUGUAAGUGAUUUUUGGACCACGUGCUGUUGUGAACCAUGUGCGGUGUGUCAGAUGACAAAGGAACUUGAUAGUAUUGGCAUGUAAAAUGUCUCCGUCGACAGAACACGAGGAUUUUGUCUCUAUCUAUGAUUAGUGUCUUUUAGUUUAAGGGUCUCUAUUGUUAGUGCCUAUCUGUUAAAGGGUCUCUAUAAUGAAUAUCUCCAUUAGUUCAGGGGUAUCUAUGAUGAAAGUAUUUCAGUUCGAAGGAGUAAUCAAGUGUUCAAAGUCGGAUAUUGUAAACUAUACUUAGACUUGUACAAUGCUUAAGUUAUCAAUUUAUUCAAUUUUAUCCAUAUUUUCUUUUAUACGGAAACGAGGCAAAUAAAUAUAAGGCACUUUGCAUUACACUUAUUCAAAAACAUUUGAAAAUUAUUUUAAAAGAGUAUGCAUGAUGAUGUCCACAUUUGCCGUGUGACAAAUUCAAACGUAUACAAUUGUUUAAAGUAACUGUCAUUUCUUGAUGUUUUGUCGGAUUUUCUUAAGCUACACAACAACAUUCUCAAGCAAUAUACAUUUUGAUAGAACAACAUCGUUUUUUCGAAACCUGUUCACCUGACGAAAAAAAGUGCCUUAAAGUUUGUCCGUGAUGGGUGGAAAUCACACACACAAUUUGAAACAAGUCACAAACCCAAUGAAAAACUUACUAGUCGUUCUGUUUCUAACUUUGACUUCAUGAAUAUCCUCAUUGUAGUUUUAAAAAUACAAUCGACAGCCUUGGAUUUCGAAGUCAAUAUAUUUAAAGAAUCGUUUAUCUAGAGUUCCAACUACGAUUUGGCAUUGCACAACAUUGAGUAGAUGAAAAUUUUUUAUCAAACAGAUAAAAAUAUGGUUAAAUUUAGAUAGAACGUUUCAUAGAAAGACAAAUAUAACAGUAUCAUAGGUUGUUCAUAGUAUUCAUAUCAAUUUGUACAUGUAUUGUAAAAAUGAUUUUUAAGAAAUCUUUUAUUGUAUAUAGUGUUAAUAAAAAUUUCUACUCUU
This is a messenger RNA of Mytilus californianus (California mussel), 1564 nucleotides long. Its product is annotated as placenta-specific gene 8 protein-like. The transcript is spliced from 4 exons. Bases 182 to 631 code for a protein of 149 amino acids. The record is from RefSeq and is a predicted model, not a curated record. Lineage: Eukaryota; Metazoa; Mollusca; Bivalvia; Mytilida; Mytilidae.